Messenger RNA from Fusarium odoratissimum NRRL 54006, 1429 nucleotides. RefSeq lists its product as uncharacterized. Lineage: Eukaryota; Fungi; Ascomycota; Sordariomycetes; Hypocreales; Nectriaceae. Gene Ontology annotation, molecular function: monoatomic cation transmembrane transporter activity. The record is from RefSeq and is a predicted model, not a curated record. The transcript has 7 exons. Bases 541 to 1314 code for a protein of 257 amino acids. Gene Ontology annotation, biological process: monoatomic cation transport; transmembrane transport. Gene Ontology annotation, cellular component: membrane.
UGUAUAUCUAGGUGGCUCUCUCCUGGAAUCGCCAAGACAUCAGUUUCCUAUCGAAAACUUGCGCUACCUUUCCAAAAGCUUCCAGAAAGUCAAAAGAACACUCCCAUCGAACACUACCUCAAUCGUCAGCGUACCAUCCUCUACGCCACCCUCACUGCAACACUCCAUCAUGGAGGAAGUCAACGACCCUUUCAACCUCACAUCCCGACGACGCGAAGACGUAACAAAAGAACAAAUCAAGAACGAUUACCCACAAGGCGAUGCACGCUUGCUUCGGAAGUUCUAUACCCGACAAAAUAAGCUUAUAGACCAGUUUCUUGGCAUCGAUGAUGAAGAGAGGGCCCAAGCUGAAGAAGAGGCUCGUGUGGCAGGCAAGAUCAAGUUUGCAGUUAAUGCAUCCUUUGUAGUCAACUUUUGCCUUUUCGUCAUUCAGUUGUAUGCGGCUAUCUCGACGGGAUCUUUGGCGCUAUUCGCUACAGCAGCAGAUGCGUUUGUAAGUAACAGUCGCUUGUUAAGCGAUGUGUUCUAACGUUGACGCAGAUGGACCUUGUUUCUUCUUUCGUGAUGCUCAUUACCUCUUGGCUGGCGGCUCGACCAAGCAUCUACAAAUAUCCUGUUGGUCGAACGCGGAUUGAAACCAUUGGAGUCAUCCUUUUCUGCGCCCUCAUGACAACGGUCGCGGUCCAGCUUCUGAUCGAAUCAGCCAGAACAUUGGGCACCGGCAAGACCGAGUCUGAGGAGCUUCACCUGAUACCAAUUAUAUUUGUUUGCGUCGCUAUCUUCAGCAAGGCAUCUCUCAUGCUGUAUUGCAUGACUUACCGAAAGUAUCCAUCGGUUCAUGUGUUCUUUAUUGACCACCGUAACGACAUUGCUGUCAACAGCUUUGGCCUCAUCAUGUCGGUCGUAGGUGACAAGUUCAUCUGGUAUCUGGACCCUAUCGGUGCUAUCUGCAUCGCACUUCUGAUCCUUUUCUCAUGGAUCUCUAAUGCCUUUGAACAAAUAUGGCUACUAGUCGGCAAGGCCGCGCCCCAAGAGUUUAUUGCCAAGUUGAUCUACAUGAGCAUAACGCAUGAUGACCAGAUCUCUAUGGUCGAGACAUGCCGCGCGUAUCAUGCUGGGCAAAAGUAUUAUGUCGAGGUAGAUAUCGUCAUGGAUGAGCAAACAUCUCUCAAGAUCAGCCAUGAUGUUGCUCAGUCACUGCAGCGAAAGAUUGAAGGACUUGGUGAUGUUGAGCGGGCAUUUGUUCACGUCGAUUAUGAGUGUGAGCACAGCAUCCAUGAAGAGCACAAGCCACUUUAUGAUAGAAAGUUGUAAUUUACGGCAAAUAUGAGCGAUCUUACACUGUUCAGCCAUGUGAUGGAAGGAAUAUCUACUGGACUUAUAGCUUUCCCUAAUGUACUCCUAUUUUAUAUUCCCUUGUGUAAAUAGC